This is a messenger RNA of Thrips palmi, 3821 nucleotides long. RefSeq lists its product as uncharacterized. The transcript has 7 exons. The record is from RefSeq and is a predicted model, not a curated record. NCBI's taxonomy places the organism in Eukaryota, Metazoa, Arthropoda, Insecta, Thysanoptera, Thripidae. The coding region runs from base 154 to 2802 and encodes 882 amino acids.
GGCCUCUCUGCCUGUUUCUUAUGGGCAGCCCUACUCCUCUCUCGGCGGUUCCACUAUAGCGAAAGAUGUUGUGAGUUGUGACAGGUUUUAGGUCGAGGCCAAAAAAUGAAUUUUUAGCUUCCAUCCUCGAUUUUUCUCUGUAACCCUGUCGACAUGAGUGCUUCUCGGUCCAAGUUCCUUGCCUCGAAAACUAAGAGAAAAGAAGAAAGCGACGAAGAGGAUUACGACAGUGAAGAAGAGAGGUAUCGCUGGAAGCAGCAGAGGCUGCUCAAAAAGGUGGAGGAGAGUGCUUCUGCUAUUCGAGCUGUGAACGAAAUCACUCGUCCGUUUGUGACCGGGACGUGGAGGCUGGAAAGAGAAGAGCAGCGGAUUGCUGCUGCAACAAUGGCCUCUACUUCUCUCAGCAAAGAGAACAAGCUCCACCCCGCGUCGUCCAGCAGAGGUAGUGAGUCUUGGAAUGAGAAGAAUGAUGCUACUGAUAAGGCAGAUAGCCACAGGAGGAAGAGCAUAUGGUCUCCCAUAAAACAUGUGAAAACCACUGACGUCCAAUCUGUUUUGGAAAUGGAAAAAACUCCCACUUGGAAACCUCUGCGUAAAAGUAAGGCAAGACAGUCAUUAGCUCUCUUCAAUACAGAAAACGCUCGCAACUCUGUUGACGAUGACGACAUCACAAGUGCCUGCAAACCUUUAUCUGAUAAAAGUGCUUUGGAGAAAACUCCAGUACUUAAAGGACCAGAAGAAGUACGUACUCCUUUGAGAGAUGUUGUUGGACUGAACCAAGCAGUUGGGAGAAGAAAGAGUCUAUCAAUUUCAAAUGAUACCACACCAGCUCCUCCUGCUGAUUCUGAUGACGCUACCAUGAACGAUCCAAUCAAAGUGGAAAAUAUUGUGAGAGAAAAUCACCCAGUUGAAAUUAUGAUAAGUGACUCAGAUCUAUCUGGAGGUACUCCAUCGAGGAGUUCUUCAAUGGAAGAAACAGAAGUUAUUACCCCAGUCACCCAAACUCGAAGUUUCUUGAAGAGCUAUAAGUCACCUGUAAGAUGUUCUCCAAUCUUACUGCAGGCUUAUGGUGAAGAAUUUGCUAAAGUUCGAGGAUCAAUUGGUUCUCCAGAUAAGGUUGUCAACCUAAAUGAAUGUAGCAGCCCUAAAGAUGCUUCUAAAGUACUGAAAGGUGUCACUGCAUAUGUGGAAGUCAGGAGAGGAGAGGACGAUCGCACUGGAGGGUUCCGAUGGAAACUGAAACAGUUGGGAGCAAAUGUUUCAGACACACUGAACAAAAAGGUCACACAUGUUGUAUUUCAGGAGGGUCUCCUGUCCACUUUUCGAAAGGCCAAACAGAUUGGGGCUCAUCUUGUGUCAACACACUGGGUAAUGGCAUGUGAUGAAAGUUUUAGCAAAAUUGAUGAAGCAAGAUAUCCCAUUGAAAAACUUGAACAGUAUGAGUUUGCUGAUCCACUUCAAAAGUCCAUCAAGAGGCCAAAAAUAAUGUCUCCUGAUCUGGGUACAGGAAGAGAUGACAAACUACUGUCCAAAAGAUUACAACGUAGAAGCAUAAGGGUUGACUCUCCACUGACUAAACCUAAUGUUAUUUCAACUUUUAAGACACCCUCUCCUUUGAAAAGGAUGAACUAUGUUACAAGGUCAUCUCCCAGUCCUAAAAAACUAUUGAAUGAGGAUUCUAAUGAUGAUUGGGAUGGCUUUUUAGCUAUGGUUGAAGCCCAAGUCAGAGAAAAGGCCGAAAGCAGACGAAAAACGGGGGAGAUGAAUGGAACCCAUGAAGAUUUUGAAACACGACUACAGCGUCUCCUUGGACAGGACAAAGACAACUGUCAAGCCAAGCCACCUCUUGCCUCAAUCUUUCAGAGGGGCAAAGUCUCAACUAAUGUCACUACAAAGCCAAGUCCCAAAAGGACAAAAGAAGCCAAGAAGCCAAUGCCAACUUCAGACUCAACUUCAAGAAAUUCAUUUAUGAUGAGUUGGUUACAAAGCCGGUCUCCAGAAAAGGGAGGCAAGUUUGGCAGUUGUGAUUUAUCAUCUGCUGCUACAGCUGCUUCUGCUGCAGCUGAUGCAAUUUUGAAGUCCAUGUUCAAAUCUACUUUAUCAACCACAGAAUCUAGAGGUAAGCCUGCUGCGAAGGUUGUUAAUGGGUCCAACAAAUCUCUAAAGACAUCUAAAACCACACCAAAUGAACCUUUUGUGUUUGGUGGUAAACCUGAAAAUGCAAAAGCUGUGCAUUUUGUCUUUGCUGGUAAAUCUGAAAAUACAAAAGCUGUGUCCCAAUCUGCUAAGAAACCAAUUAAGAAAAGCAAAUUUGAGUUCCAAGGAAGUACAGCAUGUUCAGGUGUGAUGCGUAACUGGUUAUCUGGUGCAAAGUCACCAACCCAACUGACCAAGAAUCCUCUAAACAAGCACAGCUCUCCUCUUAAAGUGUCAAAAAGAGCAGCUGAAAUAGAUUUAACUGACGAAAUUAAUGACAGUUUAAAGCCAAGUAAAAGGCAUUGUGGAGAAGUGACUCCAGUGAAACAAGCCACUGUUAAGGAUUCUGCCAUGAAUAGUGACAGAAAGAAGUUAGCAGAUCUGACUCCGAGAAGACGCUCCAUGAGACUGACUCCUAUCAAAUCGACAUCACUGCAAAGUAACAUCACCCAACUUGAGACCCUGCAAGAAAACACAUUGAGCACAUUUAAUCAGGGUGCCAUCACUCCUAGAAAGCAGUCUGUAAGAUGUUCUGUACGUGAAACACCCGACAAGUCUGGCCAUCGCUCGGUAUCAAAGAAGACAGCAACCCCAAGUAAACAUUGAAAUUUGCCAGUUGGUAUAAGGACAUCUCUCCAAAGCUGUUAAAAGUUACCUUCCUUUCAGGAUUACUUAAUUACAAUAUUUUGGUUUCCAGUUAAACACGUCACAGUUGUUUUCCAUUAAUGAUCUAUCUAUUGUGAUUGUAUGAAACUCUUAAUGAGGCAUGUAUUGCUAACUUGAUAGUAUUUUCUUAAUGACUUUAGCCUUACUUGUUUAGUCUCACAAGUUACAUUGUUGUGGAAAUCAGAACUUAAUUUCUAAUUAAAGUCUGCGUUGCCCACCAGCACAUAUUGCCUAUGCUAUGGUAACUUUACUUAACGCAAAUGGAGUGAAAUAGAGACACUUACUGAUUGUAAAAUGACAGAAAAAAAAAUCAGACUAGGUCUUAUUAUUUUCCCUUACAUUACAAUCUAUUCUUAAAAAUCAAGAACUUGCUGAAAUGUUGUCAUCUGCCUGCAAGUUUUUGCUCCAUUUUCUUGUCACACAUUUUGUUUGUUCUGACUUAUAUAUUUAUGGUGUAAUUUUUGUGGUCUACAAAUCAUAGCAAAUCUGUUUACAUAAGUUAUAAUGUGACUUUACCUCAAGUCUCUAGCACUUGAGUCUAAAGGAUUUUACUGCCUAUUAACCUAAGUAAGAUUAUUUUACAGUUUAUUUAUUUUUCAUAAUCUCAUUUACUGUGAUCUGAAUGUAUGUCUUAGUUUUCCAUGUCAUGAUUUGAUUGCCUGGCUGAUCUGGUGGCAGCUCUAUGGUAAAGAAAAAACAAUUUGAGUACUGUAUAUUGAAAAUGUAUAUUGCUCUAUUUCUCUUUGUUCUAAUGUAAUAAUGUGGAGCUGUUGCCUGUGAAGCUUGUACGCAUUUGUUUUGCUUCCACAGAAUUCCUUUUAUUAUGUCAGUUGCAGCCUAUUGACAGUUCAAUGCACUGAGUCUAUAUUGGGAUUGAAGCUUAGGAAAGAGGGAAGUUAUUUUAUUUCUUGUUGGUUUUUUGGGUUUUAAUAAAUAAAAGUCAUCAUGUUUAAAAAAAA